This is a messenger RNA of Motacilla alba alba, 13558 nucleotides long. It is a transcript of the gene OSBPL6, whose product is annotated as oxysterol binding protein like 6. NCBI's taxonomy places the organism in Eukaryota, Metazoa, Chordata, Aves, Passeriformes, Motacillidae. The record is from RefSeq and is a predicted model, not a curated record. The transcript is spliced from 25 exons. Gene Ontology annotation, molecular function: cholesterol binding. The coding region runs from base 1168 to 4041 and encodes 957 amino acids. Gene Ontology annotation, cellular component: plasma membrane; cytosol; intracellular membrane-bounded organelle.
UAACUUGAAAUUUCUCUUUUCUUCCUGCUCUAGGUCUCUGAACUAAAAAAGAAUCUGCUUCUCAUGCAGCCAAAAUAGGUUCUUUUUUCAGUUAAGGAUUUGAGGUUUAUGAAACAUGUCAAUAAACAUGCCCAAGGAAAAACUUGCUUGUUCCAAAAAUAUCAGGCAGACUUUUCUAGUUAAGAAAAGUCAUCCUAGCAUAUGGUGUGUUUCUUUUAAGAUGCAAAAUAUACAUAUACUGAGAUGAACCCUCUGGAGGAACUUUGAGGCAGUAGCUCUUGCUUUUAAAGCUUCUGUCUUCAUUUGUUUCAGCAGACAUUUACAUUCUGAAGAUUUUUCUUUCCAAUGUCUAAAAGAUAUUCGUGGUGCCCUGCCAAACUGUUGUUGACAAUCUGUUCCUUGUAGGACACUGUUAUAUAUAAAUAGCGCCUUUUUUUAUAUCUAAUUUUUUCAAGCCAGGAGAAACAUUCAGAUUUGCUUUCAGCAUGAGUCUAGAAUAACAUUGUCUCUGGCAUAGUAGUUGUUGUAGUCUUGUAUGACAACUGUUGUACACAUUGUUUUACAUGACUGAGGCUGCAGAGUGGGGUUUCUGUGUGAUUGACGUGUUUGUGCUUGUAGGGCUGCCUGAUGGGUAUUUUCAGUGCCUCACUUGCUGUGGCAGUAACCUGUGUUCAGUGCCGCCACGCCACUGUGACCUUCAGACAGACCAGCAAAAAAAAAUCCAUCUUGUUUUCUCAGCAUCCCAAAAGACAAUUAGGAAUGGUUGCCUGAGCAACAUAACAUCGUUGUCCAGUGCCACAGGGAUGGCUGUGAUGCCAGUUGGACUGUUCUCCCAGAAAUGGCACGCUUCCAUGCACAAAACAGUGCACUAGCAAAGGAAUGUUUUUGCUUCCCAUUUGUUUUUCAUCUUUGCUUGGACUCUCUUCUGCUGAAGUGGUAGAAAAUAAGCAAAGGCACAGAGUAAACAGAGGAGUAGAGGAUAAAAAAAAAGGGCAACAUGAACAAAGAAAGGAAUCCUGUGGGAAAGAGAGGUGGAGUUCAGCUGAGACUGACUUUCCCUUUGGCUGCCCAUAAGCUGUGAAACAGAAGGAUGCAGAAGACGAUCCCCUGCAUUUUUGUCCAUGAGUGAUAAGAGCACAAGAUCAUUAAUACAAGUCUGCUACAAAGAUGAGUUCAGAGGAGAAGAGUAUAUCUCCAGCUCACAAAACAUCCACUCCAUCACAUAGAAGUGCCUCCUCCUCAUCAUCAUCUCAGAGAGACAGGAGGCAGAGUGUUCAUAUUUUGGAGCGAAAGGCUUCUUCAGGAAGCACAGACCCUUCUUUAAGCAAGCAGUUCCUUGAAAGUGAUCAUCUCUCUCUAUCCAAGGAACCUGACAGCUGGGAAAUCAUAGAGGGUCUGAAAAUAGGCCAGACCAAUGUCCAGAAGCCAGACAAACAUGAAGGUUUCAUGCUGAAGAAGAGAAAAUGGCCAUUAAAAGGUUGGCACAAGAGGUUUUUUGUCCUGGAUAAUGGAAUGUUGAAAUAUUCAAAGUCACCAAUUGAUAUACAGAAAGGAAAGGUCCAUGGGAGCAUUGAUGUUGGUUUAUCAGUCAUGUCUAUUAAAAAAAAGGCUCGCAGAAUAGAUCUUGACACCGAAGAACAUAUCUAUCACCUAAAGGUGAAAUCACAGGAUUCAUUUGAUGCGUGGGUUUCAAAGUUGCGGCACCACCGGUUGUACCGUCAGAAUGAGAUUGUGAGAUCUCCCAGGGACGCCAGCUUCCACAUAUUCCCCUCAGCAUCUACUACAGAGUCUUCACCAGCUGCCAAUGUUUCGGAUGGAAAGGUCCAACAGAAUAACUUCCCCUGGCAGCCUCCUAUACCUUGCAGUAACAGCCUUCCUGUCACCUGCACUACUGGUCAGAGUAAAGUAGCAGCCUGGUUGCAGGACUCUGAAGAGAUGGACAGAUGUGCAGAAGAUCUUGCUCAUUGUCAGUCUAACCUUGUGGAACUCAGUAAACUUCUUCAAAAUUUAGAAAUUCUACAGAGGACUCAGUCAGCACCAAAUUUCACAGACAUGCAGGCUAACUGUGUAGAUAUUUCAAAGAAAGACAAGCGGGUCACGAGACGAUGGAGAACAAAAAGUGUCAGCAAAGAUGCAAAAAUUCAACUUCAGGAAGGGCCGGCACCGAAGGGCCAGUUCAGCACAACACGACGCCGGCAGAGACUGGCAGCUGCAGUGGCUACAACAGUCCCUUUCAGUGCUACGAUGUCACCCGUUCGAUUGCAUUCAUCCAACCCCAACCUCUGUGCAGACAUUGAGUUUCAGGCUCCCCCAAGCCAUGUGGCAGACCCUCUGGAGUGCUCUACUGAGUACAUGAAGCUUCAAGAAGAAUUCUGCUUGAUGGCACAAAAAGUGCAUUCUCUUUUGAAGUCUGCCUUUAACAGCAUAGCUAUAGAGAAGGAGAAGCUUAAACAGAUUGUUUCAGAGCAGGAUCUUACAGGCCACAAUGCUCAAAUAGCUCACCUCAGACAGUCCCUCUCUCAGGCUCUCAACCAGAAUGCUGAACUAAGGAGUCGCUUGAACAGAAUACAUUCAGAAUCUGUUAUUUGUGAUCAGGUUGUCAGUGUAAAUAUUAUCCCUAGUCCUGAUGAGACGGGUGAACAAAUUCAUGUCAGUUUGCCACUGUCUCAGCAAGUUUCUAAUGAAAGCAGGCUCUCUAUGUCUGAAUCUGUUUCAGAGUUCUUUGAUGCACAGGAAGUGCUUCUAUCUGCCAGCUCGUCAGAAAAUGAGGCUUCUGAUGAUGAAUCUUAUAUCAGUGAUGUGAGUGACAAUAUAUCUGAGGACAACACCAGUGUUGCAGACAACAUUUCUCGGCAAAUUCUUAAUGGUGAGCUGACAGGAGGCGCAUUCAGAAAUGGACGGAGGACUUGUCUCCCAGCUCCCAGCCCUGACACCAGUAACAUCAAUCUGUGGAAUAUUUUGAGAAAUAACAUUGGCAAAGAUCUUUCCAAAGUAUCCAUGCCAGUUGAGCUAAAUGAACCUCUGAAUACCUUGCAACAUCUUUGUGAAGAGCUGGAAUACAGUGAGCUCUUGGACAAGGCUGCUGAAACAGAUGAUCCUUAUGAGCGCAUGGUUCUCAUAGCUGCCUUUGCAGCAUCAGGCUAUGCCUCUACGUACUUUAGAGCAGGAAGCAAGCCAUUUAACCCAGUGCUUGGUGAAACUUAUGAAUGUAUUAGAGAAGACAAAGGAUUUCGAUUUUUCUCAGAGCAGGUUAGCCACCAUCCUCCCAUUUCGGCCUGUCACUGUGAAUCGAAAAACUUUGUGUUUUGGCAAGAUAUCAGGUGGAAAAACAAAUUCUGGGGGAAAUCAAUGGAAAUUCUGCCUGUUGGAACCUUGAAUGUGACUCUUCCAAAGUAUGGAGAUUACUAUGUCUGGAACAAAGUCACUACUUGCAUACAUAAUAUUCUUAGUGGAAGGAGAUGGAUAGAGCACUAUGGAGAGAUAACUAUCAGAAACACAAAAAGCAGUGUUUGUAUUUGUAAACUCACUUUUGUCAAGGUGAACUACUGGAAUUCAAAUGUAAAUGAGGUCCAGGGCAUUGUGAUAGAUCAAGAAGGGAAGGUGGUUCACCGCCUUUUUGGAAAGUGGCAUGAAGGCCUCUAUUGUGGGGUUGCACCUUCAGCCAAAUGCAUAUGGAGGCCAGGCUCCAUGCCAACCAAUUAUGAGCGUUAUUACGGCUUCACAAGGUUUGCUAUUGAGCUCAAUGAAUUAGAUCCUUUACUGAAAGAUCUUCUUCCUGCAACAGAUGCACGAUUCAGGCCAGAUCAAAGGCUUCUGGAGGAAGGAAAUAUAGAAGCAGCAGCAUCUGAGAAACAAAGAAUAGAGGAACUCCAAAGAGCUCGGAGGCGGUACAUGGAAGAAAAUGGCAUUGAAUAUGUACCCAAGUUUUUUAAAAAAGUUAUUGAUGCUAAUCAAAGAGAAGCCUGGGUUACCAAUGAAACCUACUGGGAACUGCGAAAGGAUCCUGGCUUCAGUAAAGUAGACAUUCCUGUACUCUGGUAAACUGAGAAUGUAGACCUAGUAAACAUAUCACUCUGAAGAAAAAAAAUAACUAUGCACAAUAUGUUUCUUAUAGCUAAGUGUGGUUUGUGGGUCUACGGAAAAACCAUAUCAUAUACAUUUAUAUUCAUCUUUAUAAUGGACUUUUGGAAGUGCAUUAGACCAGGCCCCUGACCACUUCUGGAUCUUUCUAAUUUUGCAGCAGCCAUCAAAACUAAAAAAAAAAAAAAAAAAAAAAAGAAAAAAAAAGAAAAAAAGGGAAACAGAAACCUUUUAAAGUUUCAUACACUGAAAAUUCUGAAAUCAAGAAGCAGAUGAGAUAUCCAAAGUCACUCGGAAGAGGUGGUAAGCGCAAAACUGCAACCGGUGCUUUAAACAGACAUUAAGAGUAAUACAAUUUAAAUUAAAAAAAAAAAAAAAAAGAGAAAAAAAAUCCAUUUUGUUUCAACUAUUUUUGUUAAAAACUCUUGGGUCACAACACUGUCAUUUCUGGCUUCAGGUUAGUCCUUUGGUGUGAUGUGCUUGGACUGGCCUUUGUCAAAAAGAUAUGCUUUUCUGGAAGCUGUUCCCAUUCAUAUGCCAUUGUUCAUGCCUUAACAAAAUAUGAAGAUGUACAUUAAGUAAUUUUAAAAUAUAUAUGCUUAGGCUUGUGUGAAGGGCAGAUUUUUAAAGCUCUAGAAUUUUAUCACACUAUAAAUACUGGAAGACCUGCAUUAUUUGAAAUCAAAAGAUAACCAAACAUCUUUCAGAGGUAUGAGACCUACUGUACUUGCUUUAGCUUUGGGAUGCUGACUGUAUAAUCAGACUGAAAAGAAACUGCUAGCUGGUUGAAUUUCAAUUUAGGUAAAUGCAUAUGAGUUGCUAGUCAGAAAGUUCAUAUUCUAAAUGACUGAUGCUGAGAUGCAGUCAUCACAUUUACUACUGCCUGGACAUAGAUCUCUCAGUGAAUCUCAUUUUCCCCUAACUGUUUAUACAAUUAGAAAUAUCUGAAGCUUUGCAACAGUGAUAAAAGCACAGAAAGAUUUCAUGUGAAGGUCUCUGGCUUCCCUCCAGAAGCUGGAUAGUACUGUAAAUGCAACUGUUUUCUGCCACACACACUUUAUUUUCCUGGCUCUGUUUUUUCCCCAUCCACUUUUCUUGUCUAAAAUUAUGUUUGAAAGUAUGGCAGAGGCUCCCACGUGUUACUUGUGUUGCCAAAACAGCUUUUGUGCAAAAUAUACUUUACAUUUGUUUAUAAAGUGGUUCUAUAUUUUUUGAUUAAAAACAAAGUCUCUUAUGUGUUGCUAAGCCUCAGUUAAUAUAAGUGGGAGAAGACUUGGCACUUUCUAUUUGAAAAUAUCUGAAACAUUAAACAGUAGGAGGGCAGAUCUUAAUGCAAGAAAAAAAACAGUAAUUUAGUAGAUAAGAGCUAAGUUCCAUAUGGGAUGAUCUAGUCUUCCAUUUGUGCAUGUGUUACACAUCCCACCACUGGUGAUAUCUUAGAUUAUUUCAUGUACAGAGUCUGUAUUCCUUUCUGCCCAUACAUGACAUACAAUUUUUCUAUUUAAGAUUGAUUCCAGUCCUGAGACCAGAAAUAAAAUUACUAGAUAGAUAUGUGAUCUGCCAGCAGAGCUGCUUGAACAGUUGUCAGUGCAUUACCACACAUCCCCAGCUCUCAGCCUGCCUCUUCCUUUUUCCAAGUCAGGUCCCCAUACAACUGAGAUUACUUUGGUCAUUUAAUGUUAACUUAGACCUUGCUGUUGAUCAGAUAGCAGAGUAACAAGCAGGGCAACUAGCUGCUAAUCAGUUACAAUUUCUUCACACACUUCUGUUACCAGAAAGAACUACGAAAACCUACAGAAAGUAUUAAGUAGACUUUUUAUGAAUUGAGAAUGUGCAUGAAUUUUUAAGAAAAAUUUGGUAUAAAAAUCCCUGUGUAGAUUAAUGGGAUUUCUUCCAAAGAAAUUUUUAAAUUAUUCAAAGAAUGUUAUCUUUCUCUUUCCUAGUUGAACUUAGUCUGAUUUAUUCUUAUUUUAGUUCUGCAAUUGUUAUUAUAAGAAAAUGAAAAUAAAUCAAAGUUGGUUUUUAAAAUAAUAUUUGGUUAAGGACAUCCUGCUUGGUUUAACAAUAUUACACUAGAAAUCAAUUUGGCACAUUGUGUGUAAAAUAGCAACUAAUUAUUCUGUGUAGUCUUCUUUAAAGCCAACUCUGUUAAACAUUUGCCCAUCUUUUGCUCCAGUCCUUGUGUGCAGUUCACCGUGAUAUGAGGAAGUAUUAUUUGUGUAUGACUGCAAGCACAUUUAAGGGACAGAACUGCAUGUCCUCAAAUCUUUAAUUUAAAUACAGAAAAGGUCUUCAGUUUUACAGCAUCCUGGCAGUGCUCUGUGAAUGCCAUUAUGUGCAAUGCAAACUGAAACUUGGUGGACAUUAAAAAGGCUAUCACUUAAUUGUUUUUUACAAUUGUUCAUUUGACACUCAUUGAAAGAAAAAUAAUGCUAACAUUUCUAAAAUCUAGAAAAUCUGUGAUAUGCUAAAUCUUUCUAUUGAAGGCACUUUCUAAGCCAAGAGGAUGUUAAAUUAGUUACUUAGUAAGUAGAAAAGACACAAAAUUAUGCAACCCAAGAUAUUUGCAGUCUAUAUCAGAAAUGAAAAAGUUCAAGCAGAUGUACCAUGAAGCAGUUUUUCACAGUGCAGAAUUCUCUGUAUUCUGUGUAAAAUCUCUUACUGCAUUUUUCCUCUAACAUUGGCAGACAUCAUGGAAUAUUUUGUGCUGUUUCUAAUGUGGAUAGGUAUGAGGGCUUUUAUUCAAAUUGUAAUCUUUAGUCAACCUGUGACGUUUCCCAGCAUUGAGUGAGAGGGCAUGGUGAGUUUUCCCCAUCCCCUGCCUGUGUAGUGCAGAAUUGAGUAUCCCAUGCUGCAAGGAGAGUGCACCACUGGCUGUUCUGCAGCCUGGCACUUUUUGUAAAUGCUGUCUGGUUUUUGGCAGGGUUGCUGCUCAGGCAUCUCUUCCCAGCAUGAGGGAUUUUUCCACUCCAGGAACAGACCUUUUCACUUCUAUUGAACCUGGUGAAGUGUUUCCUGGCCCAGUCCUCAAGCUGAGCAGUGUCCUUGUAGUUGAAGCUUUGCCAUUUGGCAUGCCAUCUCAUCCUCCUAAUUUGAUGUCAUCUGUGAGCUAGUUAUCAUGUAUCACCAUAUCCUUGUCCAGGUCACUGGUGAGAUUUGAUUGACAUGGCCACAGAACUGACCCCUGCAGGGCUGUCCUCAUUGCUGGCUGCCAGCAGGGCAGGAACCAUUGAUCACUGAGUGUCCUUCAAGGCUGGGAUUCAAGCAGUUUUCAGCCCCACUCACUCCAUUCAUCCUGGCAAUAUUUCCUUUUGGAAGGCAUGGAAACCACUAUCCAACUCAGUAGAUUUAAUUGCUGUAUGGUUGGUAAGUGUUGAAAAUUAGUGUAAAUCAUUUGACACAUAAAACUUUUUAUGUCACUUGCUCUCACUAGUAAAGGGAACAUUUGUGUACUCUUGUUUUGCUGGAUUUUAGACAUUGGUGCAACAAUAAAGAAGAGCUAUUUUACACGUGUUGGCAGCAGUUGUAAUCUGAGGAAUGAAUGUUGUUGGAUGCCAUUAGUAAUAAUGGAGCUGCAUAAUUAAAGCAAAGGAGAGGUUUUCAGAUUAAAUCCAUCUGACAGUGUGCUUGUAUUCAUGUGCUAAAAUGUUAGGAGGGGUUAAACUAGAGAGUUUUGCCCACCUAGGGGAAUAAGUUUAAUAUUGACAAAAGUGUAUGAGAAACACUGGAAUGGCCUCACUGGUAACCUUGUGUUAUACACAGACCCCUGAGAAAGCUCAGGAAAUUUGCUAUGUCAUAACCACGUACCUUGGCAUCUACUGAAAAACACUGCCUUGUUUUUUCUUUCUGUCUGUCAUUAAGUAACACUCAUCAAAACUGUAUAAAACUUAAAUUAACGCUUCAGUGCAAAUAUUGAUAUUUUCAAGGUAUAUUUAGUAUAAAAAGUAAUAUAAUUUUCUACUUCAGCAUUCCUGGUUGCUUUUAUGGUAAUUUGGAUACCAGCCAGUAUUUUCAUGAAGAAAGCGUGGGGUUUUUUUUCUUUUUUCUUUUCUUGUCCUUUUUUUUCUCUAUUGGAAGAAUCUAGACUGUGUUAAUAAAGGUAUAAUUAUUCCUGGUGAGAGUAUCUCCAUAAGCUCCAUUACAACAGUUACUGGCAUCCAGGAGAAUGCUGCAAAUCUGAGUAAGGUCAGAGGAAUUUACAGCAUUUUAUCUUAUUUUUGUAUUAUAUAUUGUAAGGAACCUACUUGCAAAAGCAAAUACAUUAUUUACUCUUAAACUAGGGCACGUAAAACCUUUAUUCAUUUGCUUUAGUAGAAACAAUAUAUUUCUUUCAUUAAACUGAAAAGUAUCUUUAGAAAAGGAUUUUUAUAGUUUCUUGCAAGUUUAAAAGUAAUAUUGAUGUACUUGUGUUUCAUAUACCAGCCUCCUACUUUGUCAAAUUUUGUGAUGUUAUAAACUCACUAUCUAUAAUUUUUAAAUUUUUUUUAAACUUUCCUUGCAAUCUUUGUGAAAUCUCAGAAAAGAAAGGCAAGGGAGAGACAACAAUGCAGAAUGGUGAAACUUGUCACAGAAGUUCUGUCAGUGUGAGACAUAACAAAAGAGAAAGUUUUCUAACUUGUAGGAAUUAAACUGUCAACAGAGCUGCUGGAUUCAUUUUAGGCUGGUUAUCUUAAUGACAUUUUUCUUUCCACUGAUCCAUGGGAUGAAAAAAGGAAAAUUGGAGACAUUUGCUUAGAAUUAAUGAUGAAGGUGAAGGGAAAUUUUCACUCCUUUCAUAAAUAAAAAAUUACUGUAGCCAGCAUUUGGCUGAAGAUGUCUUGGUAACUUGGACCAGAAAGAGAGUUACAUAGUCUGAAUAUAUAAUCAGCAGUGUGAAUAAUUCAUUGAAGUAUGGUAAAGCUUCUUAUUGGUAUUCCUGGAGCAAUGACUCAUGUCUCCUGUGAAACACUAAAAUGUGUUUUCCUAUUGACUGCUACUUUUAGUGGUCGGUAUUAGUGAAAGAGGAUAUCUUAUGCUAGUGUAUAAUGUUGCUGGCCCAGAACAUUAGGCAUGCAAAAUGGGAAGAGGUGAGGAAAUUCCUUCAGAAACUCAGAAAUGGGUAAAUUAUCUGAAAAUCAAAAUUAUGUGCUCUGCAAGAGCAGAGCACAAUGGCACGUACUCAGCCAGAACUUCACUGAGCUACUUGCUUCUGGUGUCAGUCAGUGUAGCUACACAUGCAACCUCUUGUUCUGAAAUUGCAUCUCUUUUUAGGAUUGUGCUUGUGUCCCAAGGGUUGCUUUGUCAUGUCCACCAAGAAUAAUCAGUGGUUGAGUCAGGACUGCAAACGCAGAUUUUUUGUCUAGUAGUCCUGUGCUGAAUGCUCUCUCUUUCUUGUUAAAGUCACCUGAACAAAGAAUAUUAUAGUAAUGUUAACAUAGUGAAUACAGGGUUAAUCCUCAGUAUUUUCCAGGGAAAGAAAAAUUCAGGAUAGCUUCUUUAACUAUGUGGAAGAAAUACAGAUUAUGUCUUCUAUUAUCCUUGUGUUUACUUAAUAUUUUAUUAAAUAUUUUGAGAUUGGAUCACAAUUAAUAUAUUUAAAUUACUUUAUCCCCCAUCUUUAAGUUGACAUUGAAAAUUGUCAUUCCAAUUUGACGUUAGAAAAUAACUCUAUUUCGUUUUUGAAAUAGGUGCUACUUGUAUUCUUUAGCAGUUGAGAUACAGUACAACAAAUUCAGAUCACAAUAAAUUUUCUUUUCUGCUGAGUCUCACAGAAGACCUGACUGAGCAGAAAAAUAAACGCUGAUGAGUGUAUUUUGGUAUGCAAGCAAAAAUGCAAACUUCUACCUUAGUAAGCUUUAUCUCUAAUUAGCAAAGACACUGUUCUUGUUUCUUUUUAAUAAUUUCUAGACUACUUACUUUCAAACAUUUUUUUCCACACUAAGAAUUAAUCUGAUGGAGUUUGAUUUUUACAAAGUAAACCGUGUUUGAAAUUCUGCAGACAUGAAGGUUGGUGUUCAUGUCAUGCUAAAUGUCCACUUCUUAAGGUGAACCACUAAAAUUUCACUCUCAGGCCAAAAAUAUAUAUCAGUGGGCUUUUCCAGUGGAUUCUUCUUUGUUUAUGGAUUUGUGUCUAUGUUGUUUACUGUAAAAUAAGUAAGAAGUCAAGCUGCCAGCAUUUGAUGUCUGAAAUAUUUUUCUUCCCCAGAAUUGCAUAGCAAACUACCUGUUCUUUAUCUGUUACUGUAGAUUGUCUGAAGGGAUACUUUAUUUAGCACAUGAAAAGCCAUCAUCAAAUGAAACUCAUGUGGUAUCAAGAAUGAUUAUUAUAAUAGUUCUGUACUACGAUGAUAGUUCUGUUAUGUAUAUUUUAUUUGUUGCAGCCAGUAGCAAGACUUCUCUGGGUCUAUGUCUACUUUUCUUCUUAUAAUAAACUGGUGAUUUAUAAUUUCUCAGUAGUCAACAGCAAAGAAUUCCGUAUUUUCUCUCACUUUUGCACAAAGGCUAAUAUAAAUUUGGAAUAAUGUCACACUUUUUUGGUGUGAUUAGAUCCCAUCUGCACAUGUAUGAAAUGUUGUAAUGUUUGUAUUUUUACCUUGCUCGUAUUCUGAGAAUGCCAUUAGAAGGGUAAGGUUUAGAUUAGUUGUUAUUUUUAUACUGCCUUACUGAGCUUCUUUGCCUGUAACAACCUUUCAGGUGGUAGAUUGCCCUGUGCCAAUUCGUUAGCGAGCCAAAAUGUCAGAACCUAAAGAGCAUUCUUUGCUGAUUGCUCAUAUUUAUGUGCUCAUUCUGAAAAAAAACCAAGCAAAACAAACCUUAUCUGUUGAUUCCUUGUACACCUCUUUGGGUAGCUUACCUGUAAAAGGAGAUCCUCAGAAUCCUUCUACUGUGAUUAUGCUCUUGUGUCAGGUACACAGGCAAGCAGAAACUUGCUUUGUGGAAUUUAAAGGCAAAAGUUGCUUUUUAGAAGUAUACAGAGCCAGUGCUACUUUUGAGUAGUGGGUAGAUAAUGUCUGUUUUAAAGGGAAAUAACGGACUGUAGUGAGAAAGGGUCUGAGUUCUUAGAUGCACCAGAUAAUUUUUUUUCUGUUACUUGAAAGCUAUAGAAGAAAUUUACUUAAGGGAAAGAAGGGCAGUGAGAAGCAUUUAUGUACCUAGCUACCUAAAUGUUGCAGAAUGCAUUGUUUUUUGAGUACUUCAGUAUUCAACCUCACAUGCAGCACUCCCAAUUUUGUACUCAAAAGAUUACUGUGGACUUCCAUAAUGAGAUGACGAAGAAUAGGAUACUGGAAAAAAAAUCAGUACCAUAAUUUCUAAAUAACUCUAAGUAAUAGGAAAUUAAUUUGCAGAUAUUUUUAGUGAAAAUUAUAUAUGCUGCUUAUAGUAUAGCAAUUUUUAAAAGCAUAAGUUUGGUCCUUUGUAGUACAUUCAGCAAUUCAACAUAAAAAAUAUUGUUAAUUGUUCUUGAUUGAUUUCCUGCAAAUGUACUUAUCUGUUCUUGAGUAUUUACAAGUUUGGAUUGUCUUCAUGAUGAUUCUUUACAUCUUAUUAAUUCUGAUUCCAAAUAUGAGCUGAUUAUGCCUGUAAAAGCAAUUUUAUUGCUUAUGAUUAGUAAACUUAAGGAGCUGAGGAGCAAUCCAGAAAGGAUAUAAUUUGUGUAUUCCACUCGAUGAUCUUAAAGGUCUCUUCCAACCUAGAAAUUCUGUGAUUCUAUAGACUUUAUUUCACUGCAGGAGUUAAUCAGCAACGCACAUCAGAUUUUUUUCAUGCUCUAUCUGCUUGGACUCUGACAGGCAUCAAUGUGUACUUAGCAUUAACAUUGCAAACAGUUCUCAUUCACAUCAGUUUAAAAGAUGCAGAUGCUUAAGUUCAAAUUAAAACACUCUAUAGUGACAUUCCUAAGAAAACAAUGUAAUGGCUUACCUGGUUAGCCCAGGUUUUGUAGCACUUGACUUCUAAUUCCUGUGUGCUUAACCAAAUGAGCACCCACGCAGAGGCUGAGCUGCUGUUGGUACUCUAUUCCCCUUGAACCCAGUGAGCUUCCAGGUGAGUGGAUGAUCUAGCUGCCCAAAUCUAUUUCAUCUGUAGACCUAAUGUGCAGUCAAGCCUAGGUAUUCAACUAGUUGCCCUUAAGCUUAAUUUUGAACAUGUGCGCCGUGUUGUGGAAGAUAAAAUGUGUGAAAUACAGUUUGUUUGACUGCUUGCCACUCUGAGCAAUAUAUUUGACUUUCCUUUGACUCUCUUGCAUUUUGGAACCUUAUUCUGGAGCUUGUAGUUUUUAAAAACAAGUUAACUUCAUGUCUCAGCAAAGCUCAAUUAGAUAUGACAUUUGGAAUGAAGAACAGUACAUUGAAACAAUAACAAUUCAUCAUAUUAUGUCUCAUUCUGGCAAGCUUAAGUGUAAGAAUAUUUGCAAUCCCUGUUCCUGUUUCCCUAUACUUUCCCCAAGAUGGUGCCAGCCCAGAGCUGAGAGUUGCUAGUACUGUAUGCUAGUCAAAAAAGGAGUCUGAUCUUUCUGAUUUGUGGAGCAGGGGGUGGCAGACAAAGAGCAGGCUCUUAAUCUUAGCCCAGCAAAGGAUGAAUGUGAGAAAGUGCCUCUCUCCGUCUAGGCUUUAGCACAUAUAGAAUUUCUUUCCUUUGGUAUUUUGAGUUCUCUGGCUACUUCUGAGAUUAAACCUAGCCAGAAAAGAGCAGUAAUAAAACAGUUUUAAGUUUCCAUAUAAUGCAGAUGCAACACUUACUCUGUGUCUUUGCACUCGUAAGUUGGUUUUGAACGUACUGUUGUAGUAAUCCACAGAGCAGAUGAGGCCUCACACUGACUACCUCUCAUGCAAUAAAACCCAGGCUCAUUCAGUAGUUAAUAUUGAUUAGAGUUGAGCAUCCUUCAGCCACAUCAUUCAGGGAGGUGGUAGUGGGGGGAAGAGUAAACAAGAAAUAAUAACAAAGACCUUUAUUCCAGUGAUGUAUGUGGUAUACAUGAUACCCGUAAUACCAACUCCAACUGAAGGAAGUCCUAGGCUUCUGGUAGGAAAUAAAAAGUGAAAUUGGCUAUGCUAUAGUUUUUAUUGUGCUCUAAAAUGUAACAAAAGAUGUCAUCUGUUUCCUUCAGGCUAAGUCAGAUUUCCCGGGAUAUUGUGUCCAAAACAUACACACAGUUCUAAUUUCUGAGGAAACAUGAUGCCCUUUUACCUGUUGCAAUGUAAUUGGAUAAUGCAUGUACAAAUGACUUGUGUAGCCUGCCAAUGAAUGUUGCUAAUGCCUUACCAAAAAAAAAAAAAAAAAGAUAAAGCAUAUUUUUUGUAUUUUUCUUUUCCUCAGAGGCAAAUCCAAACAAUGCUAGAUUUGGGAAACUGUUUACUGAAAAGCAUUUUCUAAUAGAUCUCUGAAGAAGUGCAAUUGUAUAAUUACUAUUGUUCAGUGCAUACAGUACAUUGUCUCCAUCACUCUGUACACUGCUGCUAUUAGUGCUUGUUCUAAUAAAUCUCAAUGUACACUGUUUAAA